This is a messenger RNA of Adineta ricciae, 966 nucleotides long. The record is from the annotation of a GenBank genome assembly. Lineage: Eukaryota; Metazoa; Rotifera; Eurotatoria; Adinetida; Adinetidae.
AUGACCUUCAUUCUACGUCUGUUUUUUCUUCAAGUCGGAUUUACAGCUGUUACAGCAGUUACUUAUUCUUGUUUAUCGAAUGCAACAUGUGGGUGUUCAUUGAACUCAGCUGUUCUAACCAAAAUUGUCGGCGGUGAACAGGCAGGUACAGAUACAUUCGGAUGGAUCGUCUCAAUACGUAUAGGAGCGAAUCAUAUCUGUGGCGGUUCAUUGAUAUCAUCGACAAUUAUCAUAACAGCAGCACAUUGUUUAUCGGCAAUAAGAACAUUGUCAACUUUGAGUGUCAAUGUCGGAUCGAAAUAUCUAUCUGUUCUUCGUCAAAAACGAUCUGUCGCUAAGAUAUAUGUACAUAAAAAUUACGACCCAGCAACUUUCGUUAAUGAUAUUGCGAUCAUGCAAUUAGCAACGCCCAUCGAUAUGAACGAUCGUUCGAUUGCAGUGAUUUGUUUACCAACAUCUACUGCUGCAACAGCGAACGUCGAAUAUCCACAAGCCGGCAUAUCGGUCGUCGCAAUAGGUUGGGGUGUUUUAUCAUCUGACAAUAAAACACCCCCGAAUACGCUUCAGCAAGUUACUUUACAAACUGUGGCAAAAACAGCAAGUAGUUGUCGAAAAUCCGUCAAUAAUGCAACCGUCCAAUUUUGUGCCGGUGUGCAAGGAGGAGGAAAAGAUACUUGUCAGGGUGAUAGCGGUGGUCCAUUGAUGAGUUUUACUGAUAAUCAAUGGAUGUUAGUCGGCAUAACGAGUUAUGGUACCGGUUGUGCAUUAGCAGAUUAUCCAGGUGUCUAUACGCGCGUCUCAUAUUACGUCGAUUGGAUCGAUUGUUUCCUAACGAAUAAUACGUACUGUAUCGAAAGUACAGUUUUCAAACAAUACACUGUAGUAUCAGAAGGCUUGACUUUAUUUUUGAAAGACGCUAUUGUACUUUUUCUUUGCCUUGUGAUAUCACAACUACGUCUCACGUAG